Striga asiatica is the source of this 1353-nucleotide messenger RNA. The record is from the annotation of a GenBank genome assembly. Lineage: Eukaryota; Viridiplantae; Streptophyta; Magnoliopsida; Lamiales; Orobanchaceae.
AUGGGCAGGAAAAGCAAAGGCCAUGCCAUAAUGAUCUCAAUACCAUACCAAGGACACAUUAACCCCUUCAUAAAUCUUGCCCUCAAGCUCGCCUCCAAGGGCUUUACCUCGGGUCCCGACAUACGCUACACGACCAUUACCGAUGGUUUACCAUUGGAAUUCGACCGUGAACUCCGCUUUGACGAGUAUUGGGAGAUCAUAUUGCGCGACUUCUCGAACCAUGUGGAUGAAUUUGUCGGGAAAAUGAUUCAAUGUGAUCCGAGCUCAACUUAUUUUUUGGUAGCCGACACUCUCUACCCAUGGCCUUCAAUCAUUGCCGACAAGUACAGUAUCGUGAGCGUCUCGUUUUGGACUCAGCCGGCCAUGGUGUUCACCACGGGUUACCAUUGGGACCUUCUGACUGAAAGGGGUCACUUUCCAAGUCAAGAUAAAUUUGAGGAUAUAGAUUACAUCCCUGGAAUCAAGUCGAUAAACACAAAAGACUUAUCGUCAUAUUUUAUGGUAACCGACUUCGAAAAUAUAUUUUACAAGGUUGAGAGCAUAGCAUUUAGGAGAGUAAAGAAAGCCGAUUUUAUCUUGCACAACACCGUUGAAGAAUUAGAGCCCGACGUACUUCCAGCUCUCAACCAAUACCAACCCAACUACGCAAUUGGCCCAAUAAAUUUCUCGGUUAAAAGCGUCAUGAGCAAGAGCUUAUGGUCCGAGUCGGACUGCACUCGGUGGCUCGAGUCCAAGUCUCCUGGCUCGGUUCUUUACGUCUCGUUUGGUAGCUUUGUUCACACUAGCAAGGAGACUAUUGAAGAAAUAGCUUAUGGCCUUCUCUUAAGUGGUGUGGACUUCAUAUGGGCUAUUCGAGAAGGUAUCCUCGACACUCUUGAUGCUAAUGCCUUGCCCUUUGGGUUCGAAAACGAGGCUAAGGAUAAAGGGUUGGUGGUCCCAUGGUGUGAUCAAAUUAGGGUUCUUUUGAACCCUGCGAUCGGUGGAUUUCUCACGCACUGUGGUUGGAAUUCGACUGUGGAGAGCAUAUGGUGUGGCGUGCCCAUGAUAUGUUACCCGAUAGCAUUCGAUCAACUUAAUAAUAGGAAGUUGGUGGUCGAUGAUUGGAAGAUCGGGAUUAGUUUGUGUGAAGGGAUUUUGGUUGAUCGGAAUUCGAUUGCCGAGAGGAUAAAGAGCUUUAUGAACGGAGCGAAGGGUUUGAAGGUGGAAGCGGAGAAAGUGAAGCGGGUAAUGCAAAAGGCGGUUGAAGUUGAUGGGUCGUCCGAGAGAAAUUUCGACAGGUUCGUAAGUGAUUUGGAGGCCAAGCUUCAGGAAAAAACUGGAAAUGGUGGCAAAAAAGAUUUGAUCAUUGGCUAG